AUGCUGUGCAAUGCACGUGUCAUCCAGACUGUAGUUUCUUUACCAUAUUUCAUAUGCUUGGAACAGCAAUAUAUAUGCCCGUUGAACGACUUCGUCAGGGCUGCACUGCUGAUAGGGGAGCACGUCCUGCGCGAUCCUCAAAUCCAGGUGGCGGGUGUGGUGGCAGUCGUAGACAUCAAGGGCCUUUACUUGCAUCAUGUUCGUCACUACACGCCCCUGUUCAUCAAGAGGCUGAUCCACAUUGUUCAGGAAUGUUAUCCGCUUCGGGUGAAGGGGGUCUACAUCGUCGACAAUCCCCCUCUUUUCGAGCUCCUCUACGCUGUUGCCAGACCAUUCUUGAAGACCAAGAUUGUGGAAAGGAUUCACUUCAUCGGGGAUGACUACGACAAGUUGCACGCGUUCAUUCCCCCUGAACUUCUGCCACGAGAAUACGGCGGAAUCCACGAACCCUACGACUGUGAUGGUUUAGAAAAGGAACUUCGAAGAAACAGCCGCUAUUUCGAGGAAAUCGACCAGAGCGGCUACCAAACCAAAUAA
Ixodes scapularis (black-legged tick) is the source of this 537-nucleotide messenger RNA. RefSeq names its product alpha-tocopherol transfer protein-like. The record is from RefSeq and is a predicted model, not a curated record. Bases 1 to 537 code for a protein of 178 amino acids. NCBI's taxonomy places the organism in Eukaryota, Metazoa, Arthropoda, Arachnida, Ixodida, Ixodidae. The transcript has 3 exons. Gene Ontology annotation, cellular component: membrane. Gene Ontology annotation, molecular function: phosphatidylinositol bisphosphate binding.